UUCAACAAGGCUUCAUUCUCACCAUCACUAGGAGGAAGAAUCGCGGUUCUACCCCUUCUAUAUCUCACUUUCGACUCAAAUUUGUAACGGUGGUUCCUUGUGGUAGCGAUUAAUUUGAGUGUCUCGUAGCGAUAUUCCAUCAUAUGUAUGUGGUAGUUUAAGAAACGAAUAGUGGUAUCAAUCGCCAUUUUAACAGCACGGUUUCCCUUACAGAGGCGCUAGCACAACAAUGGCUCUGAAAAGAAUUCACAAGGAGUUAAAUGAUUUGGCACGGGAUCCACCAGCCCAGUGUUCAGCAGGACCAGUAGGAGAUGACAUGUUUCACUGGCAAGCCACAAUAAUGGGACCUAAUGACAGUGCUUACCAGAACGGGGUUUUUUUCUUGACCAUACACUUCCCAACAGACUACCCAUUCAAACCACCAAAGGUUGCAUUUACCACAAGAAUCUACCACCCAAAUAUCAACAGCAACGGCAGCAUUUGUCUUGACAUCCUGCGAUCACAGUGGUCUCCAGCUCUCACCAUCUCUAAAGUCCUCCUGUCCAUCUGCUCUCUGCUGUGCGAUCCAAACCCGGAUGACCCAUUAGUACCUGAGAUUGCCCGCAUCUACAAGACUGACAGGGAAAAGUACAACAAAAUAGCUCGGGAAUGGACAGCAAAGUAUGCAAUGUAGUGUUGGGAUAGUGUUGGUCAACCACCUCUACGGCAUAAGGUUAGGGGAGCUUCAGAUGUAAAGAGGAAACAAAACAAACAAAAAAAACAUACAAACGAAAACUUUAAAACAAGAUCUUGUUGGUUUCCAUUGGAGUGCUUUCUUUGAGCCACGCCUCCCCGACACCAGAGUACCUGUAAAACUCCCUCUGCUCCCACCUCACUCCCUCCCAUUUCACAUCAGCCGCCCGCCCGCCCUCUACUGUACAUAAUGUCACCUUUCAGCGGUAACACCCUCCUCUCCACGCUUCCCUUUCACAUCCACCUUCCCAUGUGACCCCUCCACCCACCUCCUGACCUCCUGUAUUCCGUUGCAUCUAUCACCAUGCAGGUUGGGUACUCCCAACCCCCCAGUCCCUGAUUUUUCCGCACGCACACCCGCACCCAUUUCUUCCAGAUGUUAAAAAGCAUCAUUUUGAGCAUCUCUAAAACUUUGAGGGGACCUCCUCCCUCACUCCUCUUCUCCCCCCCCCUCCAGUGGGGGGGAGGAGAGGGGACAAAAAAGGAGGGAUUUUUACACUCUGCACCCUUUCUUGUUUUGUUGUCCUUUAUAAUUUUCAUCUGUUGAGGUGACGAUACAAGAAAGCAGUUUUCACACGCGAGUCAAAGAGCACUCUGAGUUUUAUACCACAAAUAGUUAAAUUCCAGGCUGUGUAAAGCGGGGGGGGGGGGGGGGAAAUGCACAUGGCCUAUUCUGAUCUUCUGUUGGAUUCUGUGAAAGGACUUGAAUUUAUCCCCACACCUCGUGCUCCUCACUCUCUCCCACCCUUCUGAGGUUGACCUCUUUAUAUACACAUACAUGCACACGCCCAACUGUACAUGUAACAUCGUGUCAUCACCAUCUUUUCUUGACUCAAAGUAAAGGUGUUGGACCAGGUGUUUAAGCAAAAUUAUUAUUUUUUUUUUUAAAGUUUAACCUGUUUUUAUCCCCCAUAACUUGUUCCCCCCCCUCUCUUUCAAUUAUUGAAUUAGGGCCUAACAUCAUAAAAAGGCUAUUGGACUGGCUUUGGCUCUGGGUGCGAGGAGAACCCACUCUUCUUGCACAAAUCCUCUGUAUAUUGAAUUACCUGAAAGGCUCAUUGAGCUUUGUGUGUUGAUUAAACUGUAAUAAAAUGGUAUGACUCC
Messenger RNA from Thalassophryne amazonica, 1836 nucleotides. It is a transcript of the gene ube2d2, whose product is annotated as ubiquitin-conjugating enzyme E2D 2 (UBC4/5 homolog, yeast). Bases 230 to 673 code for a protein of 147 amino acids. Gene Ontology annotation, cellular component: nucleus. The record is from RefSeq and is a predicted model, not a curated record. Gene Ontology annotation, biological process: protein K48-linked ubiquitination; ubiquitin-dependent protein catabolic process. The transcript has 7 exons. Gene Ontology annotation, molecular function: ubiquitin conjugating enzyme activity. Lineage: Eukaryota; Metazoa; Chordata; Actinopteri; Batrachoidiformes; Batrachoididae.